CUUUUUUAGGAAGAAAUGUACUUAACUUAUGCUAUCCACACCGACAUUAGGGUCAUGAGUGGUAUAGUCCGACAGAUCAUUGUAACUACCGAUCCAGAUACCCCCUACUUCCUGCGAGUGGACUGGGCUGUAGACCUGGGUGCUGGAUUCACGUUAGCUCUCACUGAUGGCAACUCUGCAUGGAUUGGAGAAGUUUCAGAAGAUGAGGUGACAAAGGAAGCUGAUGAUAUGGGAGUCGCGAGGGAAAAAUAUAUUGAGGACCUUCUUCAAGCUCUAACAGGAGGUGGAGGGGGAAGAGGAGGGGGAAGGAGACAAGGCGAGGACGAGGUGUAUUCCUUUCACCUGACCCCAGAUCACUGUCAUCUCUCAUAUCAGAAGAUCUGUAAUCACAUCUCGGUGCACUUGGGUUCUGUGGAGCUCCAGCCAGCUCCAGACCCUCUUGAGCUGAACAGGGAGAUGAUUGGCCAGUCCCUGAAGCACAGCAAGGAUCUGGAGAUGGAUAACUGCGAGCUGUUGAAGGAAAACCGCAGGCUGAAGGAGGAGCACCAGAGAAUCCUCCAAGACCUGGAGAGGCAGGUUCAGGAUAAGGAGAUGUCGGAGAGGGAGCUGUACUCGCGUUUUGUCAUGGUGCUAAACGAGAAGAAAGCCAAGAUUCGAGGCUUGCAGGAUGUUCUCCGCCAGCUCCAACAGACGGAUGACCAGCAGAGACAGGAGGAGGGGAGACAACGUGACAAUGACACAACCCAUGGUGAGGACGACAGCCAGGACAGAGGAGAGGAGACCGUUCAGAGCUUCCAUCCAUCUCAGGAGCCAACUAUCCUCAUCACAGGUCGUAAUCUGGUGUGCCAGGGCAUCUCUUUGGACCGGACUUUUUCUGAUGAUGAAGAUGAACAACCGAGACGAAAGCGGAAGUUACUUCACACCCUGAGCCCAGAGUCUUGCGAGCGGGAGUAAAAUCGGAGAGCUGUCUCCUGAGCAUCCGGCUCAAACAUACAAUGUUGUGAGGUCUGUCUACAUUCAACAGCUGCAUGUUUUCUCAUACUGUCCUGACUCACUGCUAGAGCUUCUUGUGCUGCUCCUUCUUAUGACUUCAGAUGGGCUGCAUUGUAUCUUGUUUAUAUGCAAGUGUUGCAAAAAAAAGUCUGAAAAGCAAUAUUACACUACACGUAGAUAUAGUACCUAUGGUCAGACAAUACAAAAAUGUGCAUGUUUAGCGCCACAGUAAUAUUAACAUCUCCAGAUUCGGUGCUUGCAUCGGGACAGUAAUAUCAACCUUCAAUUUUUAAUCUCGCUGCCAGUCAAUAUGUGCUACUUUUGGUGAAUUGAUAAACUCCUCUAGAGAAUUCUUUCAAACCUUAUAACAUCUGCCAACUGCUUUCAUGUGGGUGUUGGCCUGCUCGUAAACAAAACUAAAAAUUACUGCAGUGUCUAGUGUUGCUUGGUCCCACUCACCAUGACAGCAACAACUUUUGGGUUCCAAAGAAAACAUGUACAACAUUUUCUCUCUCUAAACAACUAACAAAAACUUAUUGGGUGGAACAUUUGAUAUUCAGCGCAACUGAAUUCCAAGUGUCUUCUCAUAAACACCUUGGAUUCUGGCUUAAUGACAUGCUGUGCUUCAGAAAGCAUUUCAAACAGGAGGAUCUGUACAUUUUCAAACCUGGUCCAAUUUGCUGUGCAAAUGAUUCAUACCUACCAAAAGUGCUGGAACUGGUCCAGUAGAUGACCUCAGCUGGCAGCUGCAACAUGCAACAAUGGUUGCAGUAUACAGGUAAUACUUUUGGGCAAAUCUACAUCCAUUAUAAAGUUCUUGUUUUUGCCACUAACAGUCUAAGUUUCUGACAAUAAGGGAGCAGAAAGCUUCCUCCAAAGUUUGACUGUUUUAAUUUAAGAGUGAGAUCCUUUUUGUAACCAGAAACACUAGUUGUGCUCAAAAAGUCUUACCCUAAAAUCUUAGGGAAGGUGAGUUGUUACAGUUGUUGCCUCAUCUUGGUUGUCAAAUUCAGCCACAUGCAGCCAUGACUGAAAAUUAAAUCUUGCCGGCAGUUCCACCAGGUAAACUACAACUCUUCUCUCCAGCUCUGACUCGCGUUUCCACCAACUUAUAUCUCGCGAGAUUUCAGAGCGAAAACUUGUGUUUCUGGUUACAGAAUAGUGCUAUUAGGGGGCGCUGUUUAGCUCAGUGGAUAGAGCAGGUGUCCCAUGUACAGAGGCUUUGUCCUCGCUGCAGCGGCCCCAGAUUCGAGUCCCUGCUUGGGGCCCUUUGCUGCUUGUCACUCCCCUCUCAACCUGUUUCCUGACACGUCUUCAGCUGUUCUGUCAAUAAAGCCAAAAGGCCAAAAAAUGUAUACUUUAGAAAAGUGCUAUUAGUGUCGCCCCAGAGGAUUGAUAUUACAGCCAUCGCAGUCAUGUUAAGACUGAAGCUCUGACAGUCCAAAAGACAAACUGCAAAACUUUUGGUAAUUAUGAAUAAUUUACAGACAUUUUUGGUGCUCAUGAGAGAGAGUGUGAACCGCUCUCACUGGAUCAUUGCAGUUGAACUGUAUUACAUAAAGAAUGUUUCCAUAUUGAGGGAUCAAAUAUUUAUGAUGUGAUGUUUGUUUUAUAAGUUCAAAUCUUAUAUUACAUUACUUUUUCCCUCUCUUCCAUUUCCCGUCUUUCUUUACCAAGGUUUGUCCCUGCUUUGUCCCCACCCUCCUCAACGAAUCGAUGACGUCCAGAGCGCAUCAUGAGCAUGAUUAGACCCCUAAACCUAAAGCUUUUGUGGUCAACAUGAUAAUGGUUAAGCCUCUCUUGAUCCUUGCAACUCUGAGCUAGUCAACCCUCAGCUCGUUACAUACAACCAAAACAGUGACAACCAGGCAACAGUGUCCUGGAGUUGUCCCCAGAUUUGAUGCCAGAUUUUGUCCCAGAUUGUGCAAGAAGUUUUUCAGAAAGCCAGAGCAUGUAACUGCCAUCUGGUUUGCUUUAGCUGUGACAAUUACCUGCCACAGCUCUCACGAGACGCUUGCUGCUUGUCUCCCAGCUUCCAUAAAUCAAAACACGAACAAGUAAUGACGUUAUCUCUCCCCAAUUGCCACCAAAUGGAUGCACCCAUCACUGCUGCUGUCAAGACUUUGCCCUGAUGUGUUAGUGGUCAUGUGAUAACAGGGACUUAACGCCCUCCAU
This is a messenger RNA of Acanthopagrus latus (yellowfin seabream), 3168 nucleotides long. RefSeq names its product DNA repair protein XRCC4-like. Bases 16 to 954 code for a protein of 312 amino acids. The transcript has 8 exons. Gene Ontology annotation, cellular component: nucleus; DNA ligase IV complex; DNA-dependent protein kinase-DNA ligase 4 complex. The record is from RefSeq and is a predicted model, not a curated record. Gene Ontology annotation, molecular function: DNA binding. Lineage: Eukaryota; Metazoa; Chordata; Actinopteri; Spariformes; Sparidae. Gene Ontology annotation, biological process: double-strand break repair via nonhomologous end joining; immunoglobulin V(D)J recombination; positive regulation of ligase activity.